AAGAAGAUGUUGUGUUACUGGCUCAGUGGUGUCACUGCACUUGCUUGUGUCGACAUCUAUCUAACGUUAGCUAUGUGUUAUUUAAUGUAAUGACAUUUACACGACCAUACUUUUUACACGCUAUAUCCAGUUGUCUGUUUCCAGACAGAUCUCCAGUCCCUGCGUUUACAGAGCUCCCCCUCCCCUCGGGCCCCCCUUUAACCCCACCCCACCCUAAUGAAGACAGCGCGGGAAGCAGACCAGGAAGAGGAGCCUCCACAGGAGAAUGGGAUUAUCCAGACCACCCAGGACCAGCACAGCUCCAUCUCUCCGCCAUCCUCAACAGUGUCUGGGGCCCCAGACGACGAGCCCUUCUCUACAUACUUUGAGGAGAAGGUGCCAAUCCCAGAGGAUGUCACCCAGAUGUUCAGUUUGCGUAAACUCUGGGCCUUUACGGGACCUGGUUUCUUGAUGAGCAUCGCCUAUCUGGACCCAGGGAACAUCGAGUCUGAUCUACAGUCUGGAGCUAAAGCUGGCUUUAAGCUCCUAUGGGUAUUGUUAGGGGCCACCAUCAUCGGCCUCCUCUUGCAGAGGUUGGCUGCACGCCUGGGGGUUGUCACAGGGAUGCAUCUAGCAGAGGUCUGCAACCGCCAGUACCCUACUGUUCCCCGUAUUAUCCUGUGGCUGAUGGUGGAGCUGGCCAUCAUUGGCUCAGACAUGCAGGAGGUCAUUGGCUGUGCCAUUGCCUUCAACCUCCUCUCUGUUGGCAGGAUUCCACUUUGGGGAGGUGUCCUCAUCACCAUCAUUGACACCUUUGUGUUCCUCUUUCUAGAUAAAUAUGGCCUGAGAAAACUUGAAGCCUUCUUUGGGUUUCUCAUCACAAUCAUGGCUGUAAGCUUUGGGUAUGAGUAUGUGAUGGUACGUCCGGACCAGGGGGAGCUGCUGAAGGGGAUGUUUCUGCCGCACUGUGAGGGCUGUGGUCCUGCCCAGAUGGAGCAGGCUGUGGGCAUCGUAGGAGCUGUCAUCAUGCCCCACAACAUCUACCUGCACUCAGCUCUCGUCAAGUCUCGGUCAAUAGAUCGUGGGAACAAGAAGGAGGUGAAGGAGGCCAACAAAUACUACUUCAUCGAGUCGACUAUCGCUCUCUUCAUCUCCUUCCUCAUCAACGUCUUCGUUGUAGCAGUGUUUGCCGAGGCCUUCUACGAGAAAACCAACAUUGAAGUGAAUGCAAUGUGCAAUGCAUCAGACAGUCCACACACAGACCUCUUCCCCCUGGACAACAGCAGGCUACAGGUGGACAUCUACAAGGGGGGGGUGGUGCUGGGUUGUUUCUUUGGCCCUGUAGCCCUCUACAUCUGGGCCAUCGGGAUCCUUGCUGCCGGACAGAGCUCCACCAUGACUGGCACUUACUCUGGCCAGUUUGUCAUGGAGGGUUUCUUGAAUCUGCGUUGGUCCCGUUUUGCACGGGUUCUUCUCACCCGCUCCAUCGCCAUCUUCCCCACCCUGCUGGUGGCCGUCUUCCAGGACGUGCAGCACCUGACGGGCAUGAACGACUUCCUCAACGUGCUGCAGAGCAUGCAGCUGCCGUUUGCUCUGAUCCCCAUCCUGACCUUCACCAGUCUGACAUCCAUCAUGAAUGACUUCGCUAAUGGACUGGUGUGGAAGAUAGGCGGAGGGGUGGUCAUCCUGGUGGUCUGUGCCAUCAACAUGCACUUUGUGGUGGUCUAUGUGACCAGCCUAAGCAGUGUGGCUCUCUAUGUGCUGGCGGGCUUUCUUUGUAUAGCAUACCUAUGCUUUGUGGGCUACCUGGUGUGGCAUUGUCUGAUAGCCCUGGGGGUCUCCUGUCUGGACGUGUCCUGUCUGGCCAGCAGGAUGCUGACUGGCCACAAUGACAUUUACCUGCUGAAGGACAUGGACAGCGACACAAUGGUGGAGAGAUUAGAAGAAGAACACGUUGGAGGAGUGGUUAUUAACAGUGAUACAGUCCGUAGCUAGAGAGAAUUCACAGGGGUGACCUAACAUGGAGGAUGCAGUGCGCCUCCUGUGCCUUAGUGCCAGCCAGACCUUCGUAAGUGCCCAUCCUCAUCAUCUGACCCUUACAAGAAGCCUUGAACCCCUCACUUGACAUUCCACUAGGCAGGUAGCCUAACUAUGAUUGGCAUUAUAUGAAGGUUAGGGCUAUGAUCAAGUUUACCCCAAUGAGUUGUUGGUUUUUAUCAUGUCGAGCAUGCUUGAUCAACGUGGCACUAUAAAAAUUCUGCAAAUGAGCCGGCUUUUUCACGGGACAGCAUUUUUAUGACUUUGAAAAGCUGUGAUCAUUUUAUAUGGGAAAUACACUGUGUGUAGUGAGUUUGUUACAAAAAAGGCAAUUGCCACCAAUUUAUAUGCAUGUACGUUGUAGAAUUUUUUAAAUUUAUGAACACACAGAGAACUUCAUUUUCAUAAGACUUUAUCAGAGCAAGCACUUAAAGGGCCAAUUCACAGUUGUUACAUCCAUUUUUGAGCGUAUAAAUUAAUGAUAUACACUGAGUACACAAAAUAUUAGGAAGACCUCCCCACAACCCCCUUUGCCCCCAGAACAGACUCAAUUUGUCGGGGCAUGGACAGGAAUGCUGGUACAUGGUGACUCCAAUGCUUCCCACAGUUGGCUUGAUGUCCUUUGGUUUGUGGACCAUUCUUGAUACAUACGGGAAACCGUUGAGCGUAAAAAACCCAGUAACGCUGCAGUUCUUGACAGAAAAUGGUGCGCCUGGCACCUACUACCAUAUCCCGUUCAAAGGCACUUGAAUCUUUUGUCUUGCACAUUCACCAUCUGAAUGGCACAUAUACAAAAUCCAUGUCUCAAUUAUCUCAAGGCUAAAAGUCCUACACUAAUUGAAGUGGAUUUAACAAGUGACAUCAAUAAGAUAUCAUAGCUUUCACCUCGAUUUACCUGCUCAGUCUUUCAUGGAAAGAGCAGGUGUUCUUAAUGUUUUGUAUUCUCAUUGUAUAUCAAUUGUUUCUUGAAGAAUAUUACUUAGAAAUGCCUCAUGACCAUAGUUCAGUCGUACCCCAUCAGAACACAGUACAUCAAAUCUUGGAGGGUCAGUCCUUGCAUCCAUAGCGCAGUCUAUGAAUUUAAGUGGUUACAUUUCUCCAGGCCCAUCCCUCAGCUUUUUAUCAAAACAGAGGCGGGGUGUCUGCUUUGUUAUUGUUUCAAGUGCGGAUUGGCCAUUUAAGAACAAUUUCCUAACCCAGUUGCUCUGGCACUUGCAAUUAUAACUCCCCAGGGCUCCUGAGUGGCGCAGCGGUCUAAGGCACUGCAUCUCAGUGCAAGGGGCGUCACUACAGUCCCUGGUACGAAUCCAGGCUGCAUCACAUCAGGCCGUGAUUGGGAGUCCCAUAGGGCGGCGCACAAUUGGCCCAGCGUCGUCCGUAAUUGUAAAUAAGAAUUUGUUCUUAACUGACUUGCCUAGUUAAAUAAAGGUUACUUUUUUUAAAGUAAAAAAUAACUGGAAUAUCUUGGCCACGUUUUUAUUUAUUAAUUUCAAAAAAGAAGGUAUGCGCCCACUGCCCGGCUUAAACUGGGGCAGGGGUGUUCAAAAUAAUUCUACAUUUUAUUUAUAAAACACAAUUUAUCACACUCAAGGUGCUAAUAGAUAAAUAUUUAAGAUUUUGGGUGUAGUCAUUUAAAAUGUUCUACAAAUGUCCUGCUAUUUUGGUCAUUCCCUCCAAAGCACCCCAGUAAAACUAAAGCUUUGGCUUUACAGUGAAAGGCAUAAAAGCAGCCCACAUGCCCAAAUUAUCCCAUUUCCUUAAAAUUAUUUCUCAGGGAAAAUGUUAAUGUGAUACUAACAAUUGUACUGACCUCUUUCUGUGAAUUCAGUGUUUUUGUUAGUACAAAACUCUACCCAUUGAAAUUCAGUUGAAGUUUAAAUUCAUACCCAAGCCCAAUAUAAUGAAAGAUGCAGGCUUUUUCUGCUUCUUGACGUGGUCUAUGAAGUUAGGUGUCACUGCUAAAUACAGCUCCUGAUGACCAUUGUAGAAUUUACAUAUAUUUAUAGACUGACAUUUUGAGAGUAGAUCUAUCAUAAAUAGGUCUCUGUGUGUGCAUGAUCACACCACUUUAGUGAAGUCAUUACCCUGGAUUGUUUUAAUUAUGAAAUCUCCAUACAGAAGUCAUUCACUUGUAUGGUUUACAUGUUUAGAUAUGACAUUUAUUUUUAAUGUGGAAUUUUAUGUACUGUGAAGCCAGCAUUUGUAUUUGGUCAAUUUAACAAUCGCAUAGAUAUCUUGACUUUAUUUUUUAUAUAUAUCUUUUUUAAAGGAAACUAAAGUAUCAACAGUUUGUGGCUGUUAAGUUUCGCUGGUACCAUACAUUUUUGAUGAAUAAAAUGACAUCAUGCCAAAUAAAAUAAAAAAUAUUUGUACAAAAUAA
Oncorhynchus mykiss (rainbow trout) is the source of this 4396-nucleotide messenger RNA. RefSeq names its product natural resistance associated macrophage protein alpha (gene nramp-alpha). Lineage: Eukaryota; Metazoa; Chordata; Actinopteri; Salmoniformes; Salmonidae. The record is from RefSeq and is a predicted model, not a curated record. Gene Ontology annotation, molecular function: iron ion transmembrane transporter activity; cadmium ion transmembrane transporter activity; manganese ion transmembrane transporter activity. Gene Ontology annotation, cellular component: endosome membrane; plasma membrane; lysosomal membrane. Gene Ontology annotation, biological process: manganese ion transport; iron ion transmembrane transport.